AUGGUUUUUAAUGCUCUGGUAAUUGUCUCAAUCUGGACAACACCUUCAUUGCAUAAGCCAUCGUAUGUCCUUAUCGCCAAUCUUGCGAUCACUGAUUUCAUAGUUGGAGCUGUUGCAGAUCCAUCGAUGUUCGUUGUAAAUUUGGCAGCACUUGAAGAUUGGGAGAGCGUUUUCUGUUUCUCUUCAUUUGUUGGUCGAGGAGGUGGGUAUUGGAUGGGAGCCAUGUCUCUGUAUACGCUGACUGCCAUAAGCGUUGACCGUCUACUAGCUAUCAAACUCAAGAGUCGCUAUAAGACUAUCGUAACUUUGAAGAAAGUCGUUAUCAACUUGAUCUUUUGUUGGAUCGGAACUUGUUGUCUUCUUACAUUGUUCAAGUUAAGCAUUACCAUGGUAACUAUAAUCCUAUCUACGUACUUGUUCCUACUGCUUGGGACUCUGACAACUUGCUAUGCAAUGGCGUACUACAGCUUAAAAAGAAUGAUGUCACCAGUAUCACCAAACACGACCAGAGAUACACUGCCUGGUAACGCGAGUUUUCAUGCCCAGAAAUACAGAAGAACCCUGAACACGACGUUGCUAGUCUUCUUCACCGUCAUCCUCUUCUAUUUUCCGUAUCUGUGCUCCCUAGUGACAACAGCGAUUAUAUACAAGGUCGUGCCAAACGCUUCGCAAAGUGGGUUCAGGGACUUUUUGUACAGAUUUAUCACUUCGAGCGAGCUGGUGGUUUUUGUUAACUCUACUAUGAACCCAUUUUUGUAUUUAUGGAGAAUGAAGGAUCUAUCUAGAGCUGCAAAGGAAACUCUAAAGAGGAUUUUUGGGUGCAAAAGAACUGUAGGUGAAAAAACCUUGGCUAAUCGAAGUGUCCAGCAAAGUUAA
Actinia tenebrosa (Australian red waratah sea anemone) is the source of this 876-nucleotide messenger RNA. RefSeq names its product adenosine receptor A3-like. NCBI's taxonomy places the organism in Eukaryota, Metazoa, Cnidaria, Anthozoa, Actiniaria, Actiniidae. The record is from RefSeq and is a predicted model, not a curated record.